UCGUCAAGGGGAGUGAAACGGAUUCUUCCAAGCUAAAAAAUGACAAGGCUCGCCAUCACCUUCAGACAGCAGCAGAGCUGCUUAUGUGUAGCGAGAAGGCGCUGGAAGAUUCUCUUUGCAAACGUGUUAUUGUCACUCCAGACGGAAGCAUCACAAAACCACUCGAUCCAUCUGCAGCUGUCACAAGCAGAGAUGCUUUGGCAAAGACAAUGUAUUCCAGAUUAUUUGAUUGGAUUGUGGACAAGAUAAACAAUUCUAUUGGUCAAGAUCCCAAUGCUAAAAGCAUAAUCGGGGUCCUGGAUAUUUAUGGGUUCGAGAGCUUCAAAAUUAACAGUUUUGAACAGCUAUGCAUUAACCUAACGAACGAAAAGCUGCAACAGCAUUUCAAUCAGCAUGUAUUCAAGAUGGAACAAGAAGAGUACACAAAAGAGGAAAUAAACUGGAGUUAUGUUGAAUUCGUAGACAACCAAGAUGUCUUAGAUCUUAUUGAAAAGAAACAAGGAGGAAUAAUUGCUCUUCUUGAUGAAGCCUGCAUGUUUCCGAAAGCAACUCACGAAACAUUUGCGCAGAAGAUGUACCAGACUUAUAAAGGACACAAACGCUUUAGCAAGCCAAAACUUGCUCGAACUGAUUUUACAAUAAAUCAUUAUGCUGGUGAUGUUACUUAUCAAGCUGACUAUUUCCUGGACAAGAAUAAGGACUAUGUUAUUGCAGAACAUCAAGCUCUUUUGACUGAUUCGAAGUGCUCGUUUGUUGCAAAUCUCUUCCCUCAAUUGCCCGACGAAACGUCAAAGCAGUCCAAGUUUUCUUCCAUCGGUGCGCGCUUCAAGCAACAACUACAAUCGUUGAUGGAAACCCUGAGCACAACAGAGCCACAUUAUAUUAGAUGUGUAAAGCCCAAUGCAGUUCUGAAGCCUGGAAUAUUCGAGAACUACAAUGUCUUAAACCAGUUACGAUGUGGAGGUGUAUUAGAGGCCAUAAGAAUAAGUUGUGCUGGAUAUCCAACGAAAAGAACAUUUGACGAGUUCAUAGACCGGUUCGGAAUGCUAGCACCAGAUGUUGUGGAUGGGUUUGAUGAAAAAUCGGCAUGCAUUGAAAUAUGCGACAAAAUGGGCUUACGUGGCUAUCAGAUUGGAAAAAGCAAGGUGUUUCUUAGAGCAGGGCAGAUGGCUGAAUUAGACGCUAGAAGAGCUGAAGUUCUGGCUCAUGCAGCAAAACGUAUUCAGAGGCAGAUCCGAACACACCUUACCAGAAGGGAGUUUAUUAUCCUACGAAGGGCUUCCAUUAAUAUCCAGAAACUCUGGAGAGCAAGACUUGCACGUAUGCUUUAUGAAAUCAUGAAGAGAGAAGCUGCUUCAAUCCGAAUACAGAAACAUGCACGUGCUCACGCAUCGAGAAGAUCUUAUACCAAAUUACAGGGAGCAGCAAUAGUUAUUCAAACUGGUUUGCGAGCAAUGGCAGCACGAAAUGAGUUCAGACGUAGAAGACAAAACAAAGCAGCAACCAUCAUUCAGACACGAUGUAGAAGUUUCCAUGCACUUUCUGCAUUUAAUCGGCUGAAGAAGUCCACUCUUUCACUCCAAUGCCUAUGGCGAGGGAGGUUAGCAAGGAAGGAGCUCCGAAAACUGAGGAUGGCAGCAAGGGACACAGGAGCACUCAAGGAAGCAAAGGACAAGCUGGAAAAGCGUGUCGAGGAGUUAACAUGGAGAUUAGACAUUGAGAAGCACUUACGAGUGGAUAUUGAAGAAGCAAAAGGGAAAGAAGUAGCAAAACUACAGAAUGCUUUACAAGAUAUGGAAGCGCAGCUUAUCGAAGCACGUGCCGCAAUCGUUCAUGAAAGAGAAGCUGCCAAGAUAGCAAUCGAACAAGCCCCGCCAGUUAUCAAAGAGGUGCCUGUUGUUGAUAACAUAAAGGUGGAGCAAUUGACACUUCAAAACCACGAACUUGAGGAAAUCAUUAAUGAACUAAAGAAGCGGGUAGAGGAAUUUGAGCAGAGUUACUCCGAGGUGGAAAAAGAAAGACAUGAGAGGCUUAAAGAAGCAGAAGAAUCACAGAUCAGAGCUUCACAAUUACAGGAAACCAUUGAAAGACUAGAAGUGAACCUAUCAACUCUUGAAUCGGAGAAUCAGGUUCUACGCCAGCAGGCUUUGGCUGCAUCAGCUAAAGAGGACUUCACUGAGGAAAUGGAAGUAUUGAGAGUAAAGAUAAGAGAUUUGGAGUCUGAGAAUAGGGUUCUCCACAGUAGAGAAGUGGUUGUGGAGCAAAUAUCAACUUCUCAUAACCAAGUUGUAAAGGAUUUGGACAAUGGAUAUCAGACUCAUAUUAAUGGCUUUCAAACGACAGACCAGGAUCCAAUAAGAAAUGUAGAACAGCACGUAACUAACGAUCCUGAGGCUACUCCCAUUCGCCUCACUAAACAGAGAUCCUUGACAGAGAAGCAGCAGGAAAACCACGAUGCACUAAUCAAAUGUCUCCUUGAAGACAAUCGUUUUGACAAGAACAGGCCUGUUGCUGCCUGUAUUGUGUACAAAGCACUCGUUCAGUGGAGAUCCUUCGAAGCAGAUAAAACAAAUAUUUUUGAUAGGAUUAUUCAUGCAAUCCAAUCAUCAAUAGAGAACCAGGAGAACAGCAAUAAUCUCGCCCACUGGCUGUCAACAACUUCAACUCUUUUGUUUCUUAUACAAAGAACAAUCAAAGCAAGCAAUACGUCGACAUUGUCUUCAAAACGUAACCGGAGUUCACCAAUCACACUGUUUGCUAGAAUGGCACAGGUGCGAUCAUCUUCUAUGACCACCGGACUAUCUAGUGGAUACAGCGGGAUGGAGGGUAAUCCGAUUUUAAAAUCAAGAAUCGAAGCUAAAUACCCGGCGUUAUUGUUUAAGCAACACUUGACCGCCUGUGUUGAGAAAAUAUAUGGGAUGAUUCGUGAUGGCUUAAAGAAAGAGAUCAGUCCAUUUCUCAAUUUGUGUAUCCAAGCACCAAGAGCUGCAAGGAUCAGACCAAUAAAAGGGUCGUCUAAGAACAUCCAUUUACAUAUCAUAUCAAAACAACAGGGCUCUAGCAUACACUGGCAGAAUAUCGUCCGCAGUUUGGAUGAUACCAUGGGGAUAUUGUCAGCAAAUUAUGUUCCUUCUACAAUCACCAGGAAAAUUUUCAGCCAGGUAUUCUCGUUCAUAAAUGCUCAGCUCUUCAAUAGCUUACUACUCCGCCGUGAAUGCUGCUCAUUUAGCAAUGGUGAAUAUGUAAAAGCUGGUUUACAAGAAUUAGAACAUUGGUGUGCGAGAGUAACAAAUGAGUGUGCUGGAUCCUCAUGGGGCGAGCUCCAACACAUAAGACAAGCUGUAGCUUUUCUGGUCUUGCAUCAGAAAACUCACAAGUCAUUGGAUGAGAUCACGAACGAACUCUGCCCGGUAUUGAGCAUCGCACAAAUAUAUAGAAUUGGAACCAUGUUUUGGGAUGACAAAUAUGGAACCCAAGGAUUAUCUUCAGAGGUGAUUGCAAAGAUGAAGGUGAUGACAGUAGAAGAUUCAAUUAGUACACCAAACAAUACGUUCUUACUCGACGUGGAUUCAAGCAUACCUUUCUCCAUGGAUGAGAUAUCACAAUCUUUCCAAGAUAUCAAUCUAUCCGAUGUGGAUCCACCGCCCCUCCUUCGUCAAAGAUCAGACUUCCAUUUUCUGUUGCAGACAACAGAAUAAGAUUUUUUUUGCAUUUCUACAAAUUUUGAUUCCGUAGAAAGCAGUACAGUUUUCUCCAUUUCUGAAGAAUACCCAUCUUUUUUUCUUUUGGGUGGUGAGAGAGUGAGUGUGAGUGUGAGUGUUCAGAAUAUAAACCCUAAUUUUUCAUUUGACAAAUGUUAAUUUUUUUUCCGAUUAAAUUUGUCCCUUGUAAUCGAAACAGCAAUCACAUUUAUGCAAGAGAAACAUCAGUAGAAAGAGAAA
This is a messenger RNA of Erythranthe guttata (spotted monkey flower), 3941 nucleotides long. Lineage: Eukaryota; Viridiplantae; Streptophyta; Magnoliopsida; Lamiales; Phrymaceae. The record is from RefSeq and is a predicted model, not a curated record.